Messenger RNA from Hemiscyllium ocellatum (epaulette shark), 6860 nucleotides. Its product is annotated as TOG array regulator of axonemal microtubules protein 1. Lineage: Eukaryota; Metazoa; Chordata; Chondrichthyes; Orectolobiformes; Hemiscylliidae. Gene Ontology annotation, molecular function: microtubule binding. The record is from RefSeq and is a predicted model, not a curated record. Bases 301 to 5949 code for a protein of 1882 amino acids. Gene Ontology annotation, biological process: microtubule cytoskeleton organization. Gene Ontology annotation, cellular component: cytoplasmic microtubule; cilium. The transcript has 22 exons.
ACGCGAGCGGUCAGGCGCUAUUGCGCGUCUCUGCAUCUGUAUGUGUGCGCGCGCGCGCGUCUGCGGUGUGGGAGGGAGUCGGGGGAUGGGAAACAGUUUGUUAUGAGGGAAAGGCAGUGAGGUGGUGCGGUGCUGCCGGUACCGGCGGCCCAGAGGUGAACGCUGUGAUUAUUGUAAAUAAAGGGUAAAUGUCAUGUAAACGAUUGAAUGACGUCAGAGAGGAAGGGAUGAAGCCCUGGAGACGGCGGCGUUUACAGUCGCUGAAGGCGCUCGGCCGGCUGCCGCUUUCCGGCAGCUUUGAUGGCAGGUUCGGUUGCCAAGUUGGUGCGGCCGGUGUUUGCUAAGCACGAUCAGCAUCGCCUCUCGACUGGUGACCGGAGUGAACUUUACGGGCGGCGGGGUGGCGGCCACUUCUCCUGCAGGAGCAGCGACACUCGGGAUGCCGUGAUGUCAGUCAGGGGGAACGGCAGCCCAGCAGCUGCGGCGCCGUCCAACAUGGAAGAAGAUGUGAUUCUCCAGCAACUCCGCAACCAGUCUUCACACAAGCGCAGCGAAGGACUUAAGGCCCUCCGUGCCAACAUCAGGCAAAACGCAGGGAAGUUAAUGUUUGGCAAUAAGGACGCUCUCUUCUCAAGUUUAAGCGAAGUUCUCCUGGACAGCAGAAGGGAAAUCAAAAUCUCGUGUAUUCAGCUCAUAUCGGAAAUUAUCCAAGGAUCAGAUUCAGAUCUGGAUUACUGUAGGACUACCGUGUUGCCCAAACUUAUAUGGAGUCUGCGGGACGACAACCCAACUGUGCGCAAAGAACUCGUGCAAACUUUGCAUGUCUAUUUAAAAUGCUCUGUCAUCUCGAAGGAAGUUUUUUGUGCUUUGAUAGAACAUGGGCUGGAAAACCACGAUCCUGAUGUUAGGAAGGCAACGACUAUAAUUUUACCCAUUUUGCUCACUAAGGAAUUGAACAACGAUAGCCUAUUCGACGUGACCCUUUGUUUAGCUAAAAAACUAAAUGGCGACAGCACGGAUGACCCGUUCUCAGCAUUCGCAACCAUGGGGCAUAUAAAACAUCAUAUCGGAGAAGAAGAAUUUAACUCGUAUUUAAAACGUUUGCCACCGUCUCUUAGAAGAGAGUAUAACAAACUAAUGGAAAUAAGGUUUGAGCCUCAGGCCAAGUUAAAUGGGAGUAACGUUCCUCAGGUGGAACAAAAUAAAACAUUUAAGACAAAUUCGGGAUUUCGUAGCAGGACAAUCGGCAGUUUUGAAGAUGUCUCCCAAUUUUCUGAGCCAAUUUCUAAGGAUCAUAAUCUGGAAUUUCGAAUAAUUCCACAGGAGUUGUAUGUCCGGCUUCUAGACCGAGAAGAUUAUAAAAGUAGAACGCAUGCUGUUGAAGAACUGAAGAAUGUUGUUGAUGAUUUUAAUUUUAUGACAGUGCCUACUACAUCCGUUUUAGGUUUUAUUGGCUUUUUAUGCACUUUGCUCGAUGACUCAAAUUUUAAAGUUGUUCACGGUACAUUGGAAAUCAUCAACUUGCUAGUAGUUAAACUAAAUCAUGGUAUGGUAAAUUAUCUCAAGCCUAUUACAUCUGCAACAAUAAAAGUAUUAGGUGACAAUAAAGUUGUCACUAAACAGGAGUAUAUGAAAGUCUUUAUGGGUUUAAUGAAGCAAGUUGGUCCUCAAAAAGUGCUUGAUUUGCUGCUUGACAAUAUAAAACACAAAAAUUCUAGAGUAAGGGAAGAAAUAUUAAAUAUUAUAAUUGCUUCACUUUUGACUUAUCCAAGUGAAGACUUUAAUUUGCCCAGUCUUUGUCAUAUUGUCGCACCAGCAUUGACUGACUCUAAGAGAAAGAUCCGCCAUGCAGCCUUAGAGGCUUUUGCUAUGUUAGCUUCAUCUCUCGGUUCUAACAAAGCAUUUUUGGUUAAGGCAGUGGAUACAGUGGAGUUACAGGAAGACGGAGAUGGUGUGAUGGCUGCUGUGCAAGCCAGACUAGCAAGAAGGACCUUGCCAAAAUUAACUCCACAAGGACUUGUGGAAUAUGCAAUUCCUAUGCCUUCUUCUGCUCAUGGUAGAGGGAUGCAGAUGCCAUUAGGAGCAGAUACUGAGUGGCUACUGGCUAGUGGAAGAACCCAGAGUGCACACAGUUACCAUGGUGAACAUGAAACCCAUCCUUUGUGCUAUGGAUCACCAAGCCCCAAUACUGAUGAAUAUACCUCAUUCAGAAGAGUAUUAAGUGCUGGUCGAGGGAAGAACAAAUUACCAUGGGAGUAUGCAAGCUCACUUACCAGGGCAUCUGGUCAGACUAGGUUUUCAAACACGGCUCCUGCAGAACAGGUUCAACCAUACAAUAAUGUGCAAAUGUCUCCAAAACAAAGGACCAGUCAAGUAAUACAAGCCACCGAAAAUAUAUUUUUUACCAGAAAACCUAAUGUCAACAGUUCAAAUCUCGAGAAUAACUUGGCUACUCUGACAAACUCUGGAUUUGGAGAACCACUUCAUUCUCAACCUUUAAGCAGGAGAGUACCUUUUGGCUCCUCCAGAUUGUUAAAUACACAAAGUCACAGUGUGGAUUCUGACCUGCAAUUUUUAGGAAAUGGAAAGUUAUCACAAGACAAAGCUGUUCGUGCUAGUUUGGCUCUUUCCAGCAAGAAUCAUGCCUUCUAUAAUCCCACUACUAUCGAUUCUGCACCAUUUCCAACAUCCAGCUACAGCCAAGGGCCUCACUAUCUCCCAUCAUUUCCAUUGCCAACUGCAGCGAGGCCAGUCAAUGUCUCUGGAAUUGAUGGAUCAUCGAAGAAGUUUCAUGAACAAACUGUUAAUUUCUCUAACUCGUGGCCUACUGAGCAUUUUGAAGGAGUAUCUAAACCUAGUUCCCGGAGGCUGACCGAUCAGUUGUCUGAAGAUUUGCUCAUCUUUGGAGACAGCUCACAAGAAAGUCAUUCUCCCAUAUCACUGAAGCCUGCACUGGUAAAGUUAGUAUCAUCUCGCAGAGAUCUCAACACUACAAAACCUGUACCUCCAAUUCCAAAAGGCUCAAGUCCAGUUGUUGAAGCAGAAGUAGCUAUAAAUGGUAAUAGAAAAGGAACAAAUGGAGCAGAAUCUGAGGAAGUUUGGAAGGAAGGGAAGAAUGUUGACAAAAAUCUGGAGUUGGAUUUUUCCUCACUGAACAACAAUGAAGAUGAAACAGAUCACGAAGAGAUGAUGAGUGCCCUAAAGUCUUUAAGAAACAGUGCUGCAAAGAAAAGAGCUAAACUGAGUAACAGUGCAUCUGAUGUUGAGAGUCCAGACUCAGCCCACAAAUUGGAACAUUCUGCGGACCCCACAUCACGUACUUCAUCGCCUUAUGCAAGCACUUGCAGUGAAAGUGAUGUUUACAGCCAGGAGUCUUUGACAUCACCAUUGCCUUACAGCCCUUGUGGCAAGAAAAUAAUGUCUGAUGGUUGUUCCCAAUUAGGAUUUAAAUUACGUCAUGGUCAAAUACCAUCAGGGAAGGCAAGGCCUUCUCCAGCAGAAUAUAGCUCCGUCUCAGGAAUAACUUUCUGUGAAAGAGCAACUUCUGAUGUGAGUAUUGUUGGUCAACGCAUAACUUAUGGAAGUGGACCCCCAGAUUCUGAAGAGGGGAAACAAAUUGAAGUGUCUCACUCCAGUUCUCACUCAAAAUUUCAAUCCAAAGAGCAUCAAAAAAAUACAACUAGUAAUAAAUCCACAAGAGGACCGACAGGAUCCACCUUUAGUAUGCAACAGGUGAAUAACCAUGAUGCUGGAAAUAGGUUCUCUGAGGACUCUGUCAUCAUUGUAGGAAAAGGAGUCUUUGGCAGUCCUCAGUCCGUUCCACUAGCAAACAGCCAAGCCAUUAUCUCAUCUCUUGACAAGAAUGAAAUGGGUGACCGAAAACAAACAAUGGAUCCUCCUUCGGGAGUCUAUGGAAGAGCUGUACCUCAGAGUUGUCAACCUGGAUUUGAUGGUUCAGAGAAUGAGAAAGAGAUUUCAAUGUCAAAAUCAGCUUGGGAUAAAAUGAAGCAAUGGAAAUGCGAAGGAGUGCAAAUGUAUGAUUCAGAGGAACAAGGCGAUCAUAAUUUCAAGGAUCAUGUAAAGAAGGAUGAACGAUCACAUCAAAGACCGAGGAAUAUGGAUAUAAGCAAAACACAAAAUGAAAGUUUGAGCACCAGCAAUGAUAUGCUCCUUAAGAUGAAGUCUGAUUCUUCACCAGUAGAAAUAGCAACUCUUGUUUCUUCACAAUAUAAGCUUAGCACAAGGAAAAAUCGAACUUCCAACACAUCAAACUCUGGUAAGAAAAGAGGGGAGAAUGCUCCAUGUCCUAGAUCAUCACGCAGGGAUCAAACACCUGCAGUUUUGCACAGUCCAGAAGUAGUAGAUCUUUCUGAAUUAAGACCUUUCUCCAAACCAGACCUUGCACUCUCCGAGGCUCUUAAACUUUUAUCUGACGAAGACUGGGAGAAGAAAAUUGAAGGUAUCAAUUGUAUUCAGUGUCUGUCCACCUACCAUUCAGAUGUAUUAAUAGGAAGACUUCACGAGGUUGUCUUUGCUGUAGUUCAAGAGGUGAAAAAUCUACGCUCUAGUGUUUCACGAGUAGCAAUUCUCUGCUUAGGAGACAUGUUCACAGUGUUCAAAAGGAAUAUGGAUCAGGAGUUGGACAAUACUGUUAAAAUUCUUUUGCACAAAGCAAGUGAAUCUAAUGCCUUCAUACGAGAAGAUGUGGACAAAGCAUUGCAUGCAAUGGUCAUAAAUGUAACUCCAGCACGAGCACUUUCAUCCCUAAUAAAUGGUGGACUGAGCCAUCUUAAUGCUGUGGUCAGAAAAUGCACAGCACAGCAUCUUGCCAAUGUAGUGGAGCGAAUGGGAGCAGGACGACUUUUAUCUGGAAUUAAAGAUAUAACUGAUCGUAUUAUACAUGCGGUAGCAAAAUUUGCACAGGAUGGUUCUCAAGAAACUAGAUACUAUGGACGCAAGAUGCUGUUUAUUAUGAUGUCUCACCACGAUUUUGACAAGGUGCUUGAAAAACAUUUGCCACCCAGAGACUUGCCUUAUAUUCGAGAUACUGUUAAUAAUCUUCGACAAAAGGGCCUUGGGGAAAUGCCAUUAGAUACCCCAUCAGCAAAGGGCAGACGAUAUCCUGCCAGCGGAGGGAGCAUGCGAGUGUCAUCUAGCUCCAGGGAAAUACAGAGUUUAACAGGAAGGGAUGUCACAGAAGGAACACUGAGUUUACGCGAUUAUACAUGGAGACCAUCUCCACGAAAUUUGAUUGAAAAUGCAGAAUAUCUCAAGGAAAUUACAGGCCUAUUGGGCGCAAAGGAUUUUCGGGAUCGUAGCCGAGGGAUUGAGCAAUUAUUAACGGAUUGUCAGAAUAACCAAGAACUUGUUAUAGUUAAUAUUGUUAAGAUCUUUGAUGCUUUCAAACCUCGACUGCAUGAUUUCAACAGCAAGGUAAAUCAGACAGCAUUAGAAACCAUGCAAAAAAUGAUUCCAUUGUUGAAGGAUAAUCUGGCUCAGGUUUUGAACGUUCUUUUCCCUGCCAUUGUCGACAACAAUCUGAAUUCCAAGAAUCUUGGAAUUUAUAAUGCUGCCAUCAGUGUUCUUCACACCCUUGUUCAACAUAUAGAUAAUUUACUGCUGCUCCAACAUUUCUGCAACAAGGCUCAGUACUUGAAUGGAAAAGCAAAACAAGACAUGACUGAGACACUGGCAGACCUGGUACCAGACCUGUACACACGGAAGCCUCAGAUUGUUGAACAAAAGGUUUUGCCAGUUUUGUGGCAUCUCCUGGGAAAUAUGACAAACAGUGGAUCACUUCCUGGUAGUGGAGGAAACAUUCGUGUAGCUACAACUAAACUGGCAAAGGCGUUGUUUAAACUAAUGGGUCAAAGUUUAAUUGAUCAAGCCCCAACCCGACCACCCCAUAUUGCAAAGACUUUACAGGAUCUGCUAGACUCAUCUCCCUAAAACUAGAAAGAACAAAUUCAGUAAUGUUACUCAGUGAUAAUAAGAGGGACAGAGGCACAGAUGUGUUCCUCAUUGUUGCCUGCACUUUUCUCACAUCAGAAUUAAUUCAAUUCUGAGGACUAGAACAAAUUUUUAGUGUUUGCUCCAAAUUGAUGCUGGACUCCAAAUUCUGUAACUGUUACAAUAUACAUUCUGGUUUCUCAAGUAACCUUAAACAACCUUUACACUAAAAUCACUGCAGCUAAUUUUGCACUUCUGUACAGUAGAAUCUAAUAGACAUGUAACACUAUAUCACUAUGGAAAUUGAUGUAAUUUAUUGUAAAGGUGUAGUGCACAUCAAAUUAUAUGUGUUUCUAUAUUUGUAAUCAGGUGUAUUGUAUUACUUAAAAUACCCCAAUCUCUCUUUAAUGCUACAUUUCCAUAUUUCUGGAGUGCAGAAAAGGUAAGGAUCUGACUGGAGUGACUUGGUCGUCAGCAUUGAAUAAAUGAUUGUUUUAUAUUAGUCCUCUGGUGAAAAUUGAAAAGCAUUUAUCACUCCAGUUGUGUAUUGUACAGUAUACUUUGCUUCUGCUGGUUGUAAUUUAUUAUUUUUUUGGCUUGAAAGCUGAAUAUAAAUCCUACUCCUUAUAUUGUGUUUAAACUAGUUAUCACUAAGUGGUAUGACCAAGAUGACUACAAGAAGAAAUAUUUUUGUUACAAAUUCUAAUGUAUAUGCAGUUGUCUUAAAAAAACAUUCUUGAUAAAUGUAUAUUUCCAUAUUUUUAUGUGAGCAUACUUAAAAAUAAUCUUGCUUUUAACUACAAAUUUGUGAAACUAAUUACACUAAAGUCCAUUUGUGGAAUUGUGUAAAUUGUUGACAAUAGCACAAGCUGCUCAUCACAGGCAAAGAAAUAUGAUUUUAGUCAAAAUGU